Molecule: messenger RNA, 1138 nt
Organism: Phytophthora sojae
Lineage: Eukaryota; Oomycota; Peronosporomycetes; Peronosporales; Peronosporaceae
Exons: 1
Coding region: 482-1138 (218 amino acids)
Biological process (GO): protein phosphorylation
Molecular function (GO): protein kinase activity; ATP binding
Source: RefSeq, a predicted model, not a curated record
UAGAUUCGCUCAUGGACAGCGCUCUCUUGCCGCGUUCGUCUGAGCUUCACCAGUGGCGAGACACGUGGCAGCGUCUGCGAAGCCAGCAGCAGCACGAGAUCACUGAGAAGUUGGAGGAUUUCCCAGCCCUGUUUGAAGACGUGAACGACGCAAAAGAGCGUGAAGAGCUGCUGACAUAUUUGCGCUUUGAGCUAAGCAACCAUCCCACUCACUACGUAGGAAGCACCACAUUCAACGUAACUCAAACGAAGGCGACGAUAGCAUCGAUUGCUACUUUUCCCAAUGAGAAGUAGCCUAUGACGUGGAAUUCGACAAGUUCGACGAGUUCAGUAGCGGUGCCUUUGGGUCGGUCCACCGCGGGCAGUGGAAGUACGCAGAAGUGGUGGUCAAGAAACUGAAGCUGGGGAAUGAUACACACAAGGACGCAAAUUACGGGGAUUCGUACGACGCUGAGUCUCUAAGUGCUAGCGUAAAUGCACGCAUGAGUGAAGAGGUCCAAGCCACUUUCCUGAACGAAGUGAAGAUUUGGCACCAAUUGUUCCACCCUCACGUGGUGCAAUUGUUUGGCGCGUGUCAUAUCGGGCAGCCAUUUUUCGUGUGUGAAUACGCUGGAGGCGGGCAGCUGGACGAAUAUUUGCGAAAACACAAGGAUGAAGUUUGGGUAAAACUGUACGAGGCGGCUUUGGGGUUGCGAUAUCUCCACGUGAAGCGCGUGGUUCACGGUGAUCUCAAGUGCAAUAACAUUCUGAUCGGGAGUGACGGCCUUGCCAAGUUGACCGAUUUCGGACUGAGUACGUUGAAUGCCAACGAACCUGAAAAUGUUGAGGAGAGCGCGCCAGAAGUGGGGGCUAUUCGGUGGAAGGCCCCUGAGGUGCUACGCGGUGAGAAGGCGACAUUUGCGUCCGAUGUUUACUCGUUCGGGAUGUACAUACUGGAGGCGGCGAGCGGAAAAUAUCCGUGGGAAAUGACGAUGGACCCUGUGGUUAAAUAUUAUGUUCUGAAGGAGAAGAGGAUCCCACAGCGUCCUGAGGAGUGCGGCGAAGAGCUGUACGCACUUGUGAAGCGAAUGUGCCGCUUUGAACCGACCGAAAGAGUUGAGAUGAACGAAGUCGUCGACACUCUCAAGGCAUUCUGCUGA